Messenger RNA from Gilbertella persicaria, 1312 nucleotides. RefSeq lists its product as uncharacterized. Bases 142 to 1236 code for a protein of 364 amino acids. The transcript has 5 exons. The record is from RefSeq and is a predicted model, not a curated record. Lineage: Eukaryota; Fungi; Mucoromycota; Mucoromycetes; Mucorales; Choanephoraceae.
UCUCUUUUAAUUUUCUAUUUUUAUCCCUUUUUCUUUAUCCUUUUUUUCCUCUCUCUUCUUUUUUUCUCUUACUCUCUUUUUUGCUGUUGUCUAAGUUACCUUCUUUUUAUCUCAAUCACUUUAUCUUUUUUCUUUGGACGUAUGGAAAGUGCUCUUUCAGAACAAGCACAGUCAUGUUCCGAACAAGGUAAUCAAUACCCGUUUUGUUCUCCAACCAGUUCAGAUGUUUGGAAAAAUGGAACAACGCAUAAUUUUGUAUGGAAUUUCAACUAUCCAUUUUAUGUUGGCAAUGACAAUUUAAGUCUUUAUUUGUACUAUAUUGUUCGAUAUGAAUAUAUAAAUGUAAAGAAUUUCACAGGUUUGACAGAAACUUCAGGUGGAAUAGAAGUAACUGUAGACGAUAGUUGGUUCUUAGCGAGCCUUCCAGCAGGCACUCCUGACCAAAACUUGACUAUAUAUGGCUUUUAUUUGCCUUCUACAGCGGAUCCUGCUGUAGAAUUAGCAAGUACUAGUAGCCAAUACCCUAGACCAUUUAAUUUCACUGUUACUCAAAUCGCAUCGCUUGCAGCUACAAAUAACACUAGUUCUUCAACACCAUCGAAUACCAAUAGCAGUAACGGUAGUCGUACGAAUAACGAUAAUAAUAGCAACAAUCAUAUGGCCAGCAACUCAAAUUCAUCUAUAUUGCCUGGUUGGGCCAUUGCUGUCAUUGUUAUUGCUGUGAUUGCACUUUUAUGUGGCGCUGCAGCACUCUUUUGGACCAUGUUACUCUCGCGUAAAAAUAAGCGCAACAACAAGCUAAUUCCUAUCCUUGGUGCAAGUAACAACAACAAUAACAAUACAGAUAGUGAAAAGCGACAAUUAGACGAUAAUCAAUCGAUGCAUUCACAAGCCAAAAUGACCGCUUUCCGUUCUACAGAGAGUGUGCCAAUGACAACAACAGCAGAAAAUGCGUCCAGUGUCGGAACACUUGCGUCGAGAAAUCAGCCAUUAUCACUCGUGCAUGACUCAAAUAAACUUUCUUCAAGUGAUGCACUUUUACUUUCACUUGGCAGAAAUAACGACUGGACUAGUGAAGAAGAUGAAGAACUGAAACGAAGACGUUUGGGCGAAGCAUUACUGCAACGACAAUUAGAAGAAGACGGCACGUCUGUCAAGCAUGCUGGUCGAUUCACGCGAGUCAAAAGUCUGGCUGAUAUACAGAAAAGUGCUAUUUUUGAACGUCCUCAGCCAUAAAAAAAUUAUACGCAAUGAUCCUCCUUUUUGUACUUUUAUCUAUUUAAUCUAUAUAUAUAAUAAAUCGCUUUUAAGG